Mugil cephalus (flathead mullet) is the source of this 1133-nucleotide messenger RNA. It is a transcript of the gene impact, whose product is annotated as impact RWD domain protein. Gene Ontology annotation, cellular component: cytoplasm. The transcript is spliced from 11 exons. Gene Ontology annotation, molecular function: protein binding. The coding region runs from base 116 to 1066 and encodes 316 amino acids. The record is from RefSeq and is a predicted model, not a curated record. Lineage: Eukaryota; Metazoa; Chordata; Actinopteri; Mugiliformes; Mugilidae. Gene Ontology annotation, biological process: regulation of translational initiation.
CGCAGGAUUGAUAACACUACACAUGUAGAUUAUGUGCCUGGUUUCUUUCUUUUUCUUUUCUGAAUGACUAAUCGGUAUACUUUCAAUAACUGACACAUGGUAAUGAGACGAUUAAAUGGCGGAUAUCAUAAAUCCAGAGGAUGAAGGAGAUCUUCAGGCUCAAAUUGAAGAGGUUGAGGCUUUGUCCUCUAUCUACGGUGAUGAAUGGUGUGUGAUAGAUGAAGCCUCCAGAAUAUUUUGCAUCAAAAUAUCCAACGAUUUGGAGGAAACGAAACUGACAGUAUGUUUGCAGAUAAUUCUCCCCCCUGAUUAUCCAAGCGCAGCUCCGCCCAUUUACCAGAUCAACGCAGCGUGGUUGCGAGGUCCUGAGAGGGCCAAAUUGGCAAACAGCCUGGAAGACCUCUAUGUGGAGCAUGCCGGGGAGAGCAUCCUCUACCUAUGGGUGGAGAAAAUUAGGGACUUCCUUCUGGAGAGGUCUCAGAGCUCAGAACCAGUGGACCGACCAGAAAACGUGAACUUGACGGCUGAGGAGGAAGAGGACGAUGAUGAAGAUUUCAAGACUCUCAGGCUCAACACAGAAGCUGAACACCUCUUCAUGGGUCAGGAAAAUGAUGAAGAGGUGCCCCCGAUAAAACAUGGAAAUACCAUCACAGAUCGACGCAGUACCUUUCAGCCUCAUUUGGCGCCUGUGGUGACUCCUAGACAGGUUAAAAUUAUCCUGGAGAAGCUGUAUGAAAACAAGAAGAUUGCUAGUGCCACUCAUAAUAUUUACGCGUACAGGAUUUACUGCGAGGACAAGCAUAGCUUCCUGCAGGACUGUGAAGACGACGGCGAGACGGCGGCAGGGGGGAGAUUGCUCCAUUUACUGCAGAUUCUGGAUGUGCGUAACGUCCUGGUGGUCGUGUCUCGGUGGUACGGGGGAAUUUUGUUGGGUCCUGACCGCUUCAAACACAUCAACAACUGCGCUAGAAACAUCCUGGUGGAGGAGGGAUACACUGCCUCCUUGGAUGAAGCCAACAAAUCAGGAGUGAAGACCAAAAAGCUCAAAAACAAGAAGACAAAAUAAAAUUCUGAAGAAAAAGAAAAACAUGAUGCAGUGAAAAGCUUGUUUUUAUCCAGUUUAGAUGUGUGAA